Molecule: messenger RNA, 3091 nt
Organism: Notechis scutatus (mainland tiger snake)
Lineage: Eukaryota; Metazoa; Chordata; Lepidosauria; Squamata; Elapidae
Gene: FOSB
Product: FosB proto-oncogene, AP-1 transcription factor subunit
Biological process (GO): regulation of transcription by RNA polymerase II
Cellular component (GO): nucleus
Molecular function (GO): RNA polymerase II cis-regulatory region sequence-specific DNA binding; DNA-binding transcription factor activity, RNA polymerase II-specific
Source: RefSeq, a predicted model, not a curated record
CUGGCUGGCCGCGCUCGCCCCUCAUCUUGGCUUCCAGGCGACCUCCGCGCGGCCGCGGCUUCCUGCCUGCGCCCCCGAGGGAGAUGUAUCAGGGCUUCCCCGGAGACUACGACUCCACCUCCCGGUGCAGCUCGUCCCCCUCGGCCGAGUCCCAGUACCUCUCCUCGGUGGACUCCUUCGGGAGCCCGACCGCCGCCGCCGCCGCCGCCGCCGCCGCCUCCUCGCAGGAGUGCAGCGGCCUUGGGGAAAUGCCCGGAUCUUUUGUGCCAACAGUGACUGCCAUAUCCACAAGCCAAGACCUCCAGUGGCUGGUGCAGCCUACCUUGAUUUCCUCAAUGGCCCAGUCUCAGCAGCAGCAGCAGCAGCAGCAGCAGCAGCCGCCUCCGCCUUCGGGGCUGCCCCCACCCACAGUGGACCCCUAUGACCUGCCCGGCCCCAGUUACGCUGCCCCAGGAAUGGGGGUUUAUGGGGCUGGCCCUUCGACUGCCCCUGUGGCUGCAGCCACCCCGCCUCGCUCCAGCAGGGCCCGGCCCCGAAGAACACGGGAAGAAACGCUGACUCCUGAGGAGGAAGAAAAGCGCCGGGUGCGCAGGGAGAGGAACAAGCUGGCGGCCGCCAAGUGCCGGAAUCGACGCCGAGAACUGACCGACCGGCUUCAAGCGGAGACGGACCAGCUGGAGGAAGAGAAAGCUGAGCUGGAGUCGGAGAUUGCGGAGCUGCAGAAGGAACGGGAGCGGCUGGAAUUUGUCCUCGUGGCUCACAAGGGCAGCUGCAAAAUCCCCUACCAGGACAUCACAGAACUGAGUGGGCAGCCCGGCCCCUCGGUAGAGGUCAGCGCCCUGGCCAUGCCGGUCAAGGAGGACCCCUUUGGGCCCUCGGCCCCCUACUCCUCGGUGCCCUUGCAUUACCAGCAGGCCCUGGGCGGACUCCCGGCCGCAGCCCCGGCCCCGGCGGAGGUAGCGUUUUCUAGUUCUUACUUUAGCCAUGGUGAAGAGCUGACCGACCCGUACCCGGUUAACCCUUCCUAUACGUCUUCGUUUGUGUUCACCUACCCAGAGGGAGCCACCUGUGGAGCCAUCCACCAGCGGAACGGCAGCAGCGACCACUCCCCGGACACUCUGAACUCUCCCUCGCUCCUUGCUUUGUGACACUCAAACCCCAACUUGCGCCUUUGGGUCUAGCCUGCCAGCCCAUCCGCCCCUGCCAACGCCGGGCUGGGUGAAGGGGGCCGGAGCCCCAAUGCGCCUGGGCACACCGCUAUCGCCUGGGAGCCUCUAACCCGCUCUGCUGCAGCUGCGGCCGCCGCCUCUAGCCCUUGCGAUGCGUUCUCAUUCCCUCCUUGGGGGUGCAGCACACGGUGGAGGAGCCGAUGUUUGUCCUUUGGCCAAUUCCCACAUCGAGAGGAGAAAGGGGGAUGUUUCUGGGCUGUGAGUUGGUUCCCCCUCCUCAGAGGGCGCCCAGACCACCUUUCCCCCUGGAAACAGGAUUUGCCUUCUACUGAAUUGGGACGCUUGGUGGAACCGGACGAUGCCUUUUCUCUCCACACUUCAUCACUGUUUCUGUCAAUGGGGGCUGUGCCAAGGGCUGCCCUGAGGAGAGGAAACUGAAGGGGGAAGAGACCCUCCCUAUGCUGCCCCCACCCAGCUCAUGUCUUGUGGUGGCUUUAUGAACUGUGUUAGCUGCAUGGUUUUAAAACAGGCACUUUACCCUUUCGCUAGUCAGCUUGGCAUCCCGUGCGUUGGAUCUCUCGGGCUACACUUCUACAGGAUCUGCUGCUUCUAGGAUGAAAAAGCCACAUUAAGUGGCCAAUCAGGGCAGACUUUUUGUGAAUUAUUUGGGCACAUUCCUGCUGAAAGCUUUUGUCAUAUUAAAGUGGGCCAAAAUGUUGCAGCCUUGCUUCUUAAUCGCUCGUGAACUUCUGCAAAUUGUAAGGCUGCUGUUGGGCAUUGGAUUCUUUGAGGUCUGGGAUGAUAUUUCUUUGGUGGGCAUUCAACUCUCCCUGAAACCUUCAGCCAAGCAAAUUAAUUGUGCCAUCAAGUCAGUGUUGAUUUUUAAAGAUCUAUUUUGGUUUCCACUUUUGGAAAUGGGAAUGAUGGGUGAUAUAAAAAGUAGUUUAUCUGGAAGGAAAUGGUAAAAUCUGAAACUUUUAAGAAGCCAAAGGAAAGUGGGACCUGCAAAAAAAAAACCCAAAGCAGCUGAGAUUUUUCUUGCACUGCUGUUGUCGAUGGGUUGGCCACUCCCUGCCAGACCCAGGUGGUGCUUCUAGUGAGUCCAUCUGUCCAACGGGCUUGACCAGUGGACUUUCUGCAUUCCCUGGAAGAGAUUCACUUCCCUUUGGCCCCCUCGCUCAAUUGGUUUCUUUGAUGGGCAAAAGCAGGGAGGGUCCUGGCUUCUGGGAGGGGUGGGGGUGGGUGGGCCUGGGUGACAAAUACUGUGAAGGGACCUCUGCAAGUGACCGCUUUCCCUGCAGUUGGGAACUAGGUAUCUGCUUCCUGACCUUGGCCAGCUGGACCUCAAACUCAUUGCAUUAUCCCACUUAAGACGGCCAGCUGCUUCCCCUCUGCUCUCAGGCCAGACCUCCGGGCUGCCCAGGAGUCCAUGAGGGCUCCGUCUCUGCUGCUGGUAGUGUGGAGCGUGACCCCUUUAAUUGCUCCCUGCCUCCUCCUCCCCUGCUUUGCUCUAACCCCACACUGCUGCUUUUCCAGGCCUAGGGCAUGUAGGCUGCUUCUCCUGGCUGGGGGGCUCCUCCUUGCCCCCUCCGAAGGCCUCUUGGGCCCCCCAGGCCGUGCCAAGUGCGCCUUCUUUGAGAGCAUCCGCCCCUCUGAGCCUCCCACCCAGGGGCCCUUUCCCUCUUGUGCUGGGGGGUCCUCAGCCGCUCUGCAUCGGUGGGGUGUUUUGUGCAGCCUGCUCUGUUCUGUGCCUCUGGUUAACCUCCCCUCGACUGAGAAAGCUGCUGUGCUGCUUCUUGGCUCCCCAGAGCUCACCAUGAUGCUAUUCAGAAUGUUUCCAAAACUUUUUCUUGUGACCAAGCUUUGGAUGUUGUUGUUUUUUUUUAAUUAUUUUAUUUUUUUAACCUAUGGACUUUUAUUUA